Molecule: messenger RNA, 1488 nt
Organism: Haemonchus placei
Lineage: Eukaryota; Metazoa; Nematoda; Chromadorea; Rhabditida; Trichostrongylidae
Source: the annotation of a GenBank genome assembly
AUGAAGGACAUCGAUGAUUUCGUUUUCAAGAACAUCCAAUGUUCAGCCAUCUGUUUGGCAAAGGACUGGAAGAAAUAUGAAUCUGGAUGGGUUCGAUGUCGAUGCUACGGGCGAGAUCUGACGAAGGAGCCAGUACCGUGUAGUCGGCGAAACUGCGGCAGCGGUUGUUGGUGGUUUUUCGAACUCAUUGAAAAGACAAAAAGCGUCUGUUUCUCAUCGAAUGGAUUCGUGAGGAUUGAGAAGACAACACUCAGCGAUUUGCGUCGGACCUUAUUAAACGGACUCUCUGAAGACUUGGAGUCCCAGCCCUUGAAUCACAAUGUGCGAUCCACUCUCAUUGGAAUCGGAAACUUCCUCCUUUAUUCGUGUGGGAAGUUCGCAGCUGAACUCGUUCCAUUGCUUAUCAAGGCACUUGCCCUUCUUCCACAACUGAAAUGGGUCGACGACGGGCUUCUUAAUAAAAAUGACAGAGUCCCCAUACAAGAACAGUUUGCCUUUUGCUUCAAUACUGUUCUAUCGGAUCUUGCCUCACAUUUACCUGCUUAUCGUGAUGUCAUUGUCAGCGCACAGAUGUCUGAUUACAAAACACAUCUGGCAAUGGUGUUCUCGGAAAACCCCGAGAUACCACGAAUUAGCUCCGACGAUACCUGGACUUGGCUUGAUGGAGGACCUGUUCUGACUGAUAAGGAAACAUCAACGAAUAGCAUCCAACGUCUUGCUAAACUGUACAACAAAUUCGGAGCAAGUUUUGUUUACUCCUACACCGAAACGAAGGAAGGCGGUCGACUUCUCCUAAAUAAUAAGGAACUGGAAUCUCUUUUUGAUACGGUGCAACAAAUACUCAAAAAAGAAGUCUUAACCCAAUUGGAUAAUCAUGCCACAGAUGUGUAUACGGGUUCAUUGAUCAAACGAUUUCCGUACAAAACAGUCAGUGAGACUCUGACAUUGGCAUGCCUUUCAAUGCUUCGCGAGGUUCUGCGACCCUUUUCGGUGCUCAGCAAGGGCUGCUCUGUCAAGGAAAACUUUGCUAAGGAGCUCAAUGCAUUUGUUGUUCAUCUAUUGGGUCAGUUAGAAGCUCAACGGCAAUCACUUGGAGAGCGUCGUACGACCCCUGCAGGGGUAGGGCGACGUUCAACGGAUCUGGAGCUGCCUCGUCAUAGUAUUUCGAUCUUGGCUGCCACUUGUGCACUUGAGCUAAUUGUCUGGGCUGCUGUUGAUGAUAUUGAUUCUGAUGCCGUUUGCUCAACGAUGUCUGCUCGUCUAUUCGUUGUCAACACGAGUCGUGUGCAACUUUCCCAGUUGCCGCUAUCUCUUCGAGCGCUCUCAUCACUAGGAGGUCGGAAUUCAUCAGAAAAAAAGAGUGAAGAAAGGCGCCAAGAAGAGACAUCGGCUAAGAGAAAGUCAGCUCUUGAUGCUCUACGUAAUGCGGCUAUAGACGCUUUAUGCAGGUAUUGCUUGUUGCGUUCUUUACUUUCAGCUUUUUCCUAG